AAAUAGAAUGGAGGGAUCGUUUGAUAAAGACAAUGGUGACGGCAGCUUUGAGCCAUCAGUAAAAGAAACUAAUAAGAGUGAGAAGUCUAAGACUUCCAAUGCAAGAGAUAAUGCUAAAUCAAAGAGAAGAUCUAAAAAUGAUUCAGAAGGGAGGAACUUUAAAUGCAAUCUGUGAGAUAAAUAGCUAUCUGAGUUACCCUGCUUUAUACACACACAAAAAGACUAAGCAUCCUGAUUCUGAAGGAAAUCCACCAAAAGUAAUCCCUGCAGCUUCGAAGAGAGGAAGGCCACCUAAAAGUGAAAAAUACGGAUCUUUUAGUGAAAAAUACUCAGACCAUGAUGGAGGCAAAAGUCAAAAACCUCAAAUUGAUCUGCUAAAAUCUUACCAAGAUGCUCUAAAAGAAUUCACUGAUCAAAGUGCUUCUGAAGAAGGAGGGCCUAGCUCUUCCCCAGGACUAAUGAAAAGCAUGAGCAAGCUCUUCAAGAAUCAAAUAGAACCUCAAACAAAUCCACUAUACAAAUGUCUUGAGAAAGUAACAGCAGGAAGUAAAGAGAAGAUUAAGAACUGCGAUGAAGCAAUGGCAGAGUACCUAAACUAUUGCACUAAUGAAUGUAACAGUGAAUUCUUCUUGACAGUGUGAAAAUAUAUUAUCAUCUACAGAGAAGCCUUCAAUCAAUUCGGCCCUGAAAAAUAUAAAUCUGACGAUCCAUCUCAGCAGUGGGAAAAAGAGUACUACGAAAGUCUGAAUAAAAGAUUAUAUGCUAAAGGAUUUUCUGAGCUUGCUGGAACUGAGUAUCUUCCUGAUAUCGCUAAUGAGCUAUAUGUAUUCUAUCAGUUUCAUUUCAACAAGUUACAGAUCACUGAAAGACAGAUAAAGGAUAUCACUAUCAAUUUCUGAGAUUGGUUAUACAAGGAGAAGCUUACUACUGCUAAAGUUGUUCUUUAAAGCAAUUUCAAGUGUCAAAU
Moneuplotes crassus is the source of this 967-nucleotide messenger RNA. Lineage: Eukaryota; Ciliophora; Spirotrichea; Euplotida; Euplotidae. The record is from the annotation of a GenBank genome assembly.